This is a messenger RNA of Heteronotia binoei (common prickly gecko), 1116 nucleotides long. Its product is annotated as immunoglobulin gamma-1 heavy chain-like. The transcript has 3 exons. Gene Ontology annotation, biological process: DNA integration; DNA recombination. The record is from RefSeq and is a predicted model, not a curated record. Gene Ontology annotation, molecular function: DNA binding. Lineage: Eukaryota; Metazoa; Chordata; Lepidosauria; Squamata; Gekkonidae. Bases 1 to 1116 code for a protein of 371 amino acids.
AUGCGCUGUGACUACCCCUACCUAGCUUUUACAGAAUCUGGUGUCUCCCUGGCCCCAGAUAUCAACUUCCUCCCCAAGGUACCCUCCCAAUUCCACCUCAAUCUUGAGGUUUGCCUACCCACCUUCUUCCCUAACCCCUCCUCGGACGAGGAGCGGAGGCUGCACUCCCUAGACGUCAGGCGUGCCUUACUCUUUUACCUAAAGCGCUCUAAAGCCUUUCGCAGGGACCAACAGCUGUUCGUCUCAUAUACUUCGCCCAGGCUAGGGUCUAGGAUCUCUUCACAGCGAUUCUCAAAGUGGCUGACGGAGACCAUCAAGACCUGUUACCUCCUAGCAAAGAGGCCGCUGCCAGGACCUGUUCGCGGACACUCCACCAGAGCAAUGGCGACAUCGGUGGCGUUCCUGAAAGGCGUCUCCUUGGCGGACGUCUGCGGAGCCUUCCAGCCGGUGCCCGUCCAGCCUCCGCAAGCCUCGUUCCCCGAGGGCGCCACCGCCGUGCUGCCGUGCCGCCUGGAGCAGGGCCACAUCCAGGACUACCACGUCCUCUGGUUCCGGCAACAGCCCGCUGAGCGGCCGGCCCACGUGCUGAAGCAUCGCCUCGACGGGCAGAUCGAACGAACCAGCGGCUUCGACGAGAGGUUCGCACCUGUCCGGGACGCCGCGGCCAACAGCUACCUGCUGCACGUCCAGGAACUGCGCACGGAGGACAGCGCCACCUACUGGUGCAUGGCGGAGAUCGACUCCUUCAGCGUCGCCGUCUCGGGGGCUGGCACGCAGCUCAGCGUCACGGGAGGGGAAUCAACCAGGGAACCCGCCAAGGUCAUCCUCUUGUCCGACGCGGCUGCCCACCUAUCGGAGUCCCCUGAUCUCCAUGCCUUGUGUCUGGCCGAGCAGUUCUACCCAGGCUUUGUGGAGAUAACAUGGAGCAUGUCUGGGAACACCGUCGUGGAGGGGGUGACGCCUGGAGAAGUUAUCUUGAAUGACGACGGCUCCUACAGCGCCAGCAGCGUCCUGACAAUCCCCCGCCAACUGCUGGGCAAGAAUGCCUCUCUCAAGUGUUCGGUGCACCAUUAUUCUUCUGGCUCCAAGGCAGAGAGGAGUCUCAAACUGUGCUAG